Molecule: messenger RNA, 1161 nt
Organism: Insectozyma verbasci
Lineage: Eukaryota; Fungi; Ascomycota; Pichiomycetes; Serinales; Debaryomycetaceae
Source: the annotation of a GenBank genome assembly
AUGACCUCAACUACUACCACCACUAAAUCUUCCAAUGGUCAACAACAACAAAUUAAAACUCCAUUAAAGAAAGAAGAACUUGAACAAAUCGCUAAACAAUUGAAAAAGAAAUUAUCGAAAGCUGGUUUAACUGCAAAACAAUCAUUAUCACCAACUAAUUUGAAAUCAAAUAAUAAUAAUAAUAAUAAUGGAAUAAAUUCAAAUAAUACAACACCAAUUUCAUUACCUAAAUCAUCACCAUUAAAAAGUUACAUAGUGAAUAAAAAUAGAAAUUCAAGUCAUUCAAAUUUAAAUAAUUUUAGUCCAAUUUCAUCAUCUCCAUUAUAUUCACCAAAUAAUAAAUCACCAACUCAUAUGAAAACUCCUGCUGCUGCUAUGUAUUUAUCAUCAUCUCCAUUGAAAAAUCAAACUAUAAGUGAAGAAUCACAAGAAUCUUCACCAACCAAGAAAAGGAAAACAUCACCUAGUAAAAUGAUUCUUGAAGAAUUAAGUCCAAAUAGUAAAAAAGAGUCAAGUAUAUCAUCAUUGAAACCAUCAAUAGAUUUAAAAAGUUCACCAAUUGAAAGAAAACAACAAGAAAAUCAACAACAACAUCCACAAACAACUCCCAAAAUGGCUAAUAAAGAAAUUUGCAGUACUCCAAAGGCAAGAACUAGAAAUGACUCAGAAGGUGCUGAUUUAUUGUUAUAUUUAGCUACUUCUCCAUCACCCGCAAAACAAUCAUAUUAUAGUAAUACACCAAAACAACAACAUAAAUCACCACCACCAUCACAACCAACUCAAACUGCGAAUACUAGUAAUGUACCACAAUUUGUAGUACCUCCACCACCAGUUACACCAAAAAGAGUAGGUUCAUCAUCAAUAAGUAAUAAUUUAUCAAAAACACCACAAAGAUUAACUCCAUUCAUGAGUAUUGCAAAUAAUAAUGGACUACCAUCAUCUGGUUUAACUUUAACACCAACUGGGUUUAAUAUGUCUGAUUAUGUUAAUAUUUUUACUCCAUCUCCAGGAAGUUUAUUAAAUAAAAAUUUAUUAAAAACUCCAGAUUUUAAUAAUUUAUUAAAUGGUAAUCAAACACCAAGAGGUAGUUCAAAGGUAGAUGGGAAAUUGUUAAAUUUUAAUAAAAUGCUAUUUAGUAAUCAUAGUGAUUCAAAGGAAUAA